CUGCCAUGUACCAGGCACGUAAAUAAAUAUUAAAAAAAAAAAAAAAAAAAAAAAAUUGUUACUGUUUAUAAAUACACCCAACUGUCCAUCUCAGGUUGACAUCCCAAUUGCUGCAUGGCAAUCGUUUAAAUUCUGAGUUUCACUUGUGGUCGAUCCACCUACUGCUAGCUGCUGCUAUUGUGGCAGCGGCUGCCGCAACGAUCCAAAGAUGUCUAUACUGGAUAUGAAAGCCGGUCCGCCGGAUUAUUGGGCAGAAAUCGGAAACUUCUUUUUGCCACUGAAAUAUCUAAUUACGAACGAUCGCUUCGAUGCGCUGGUACAGAAUAUCGACCUGCAUUACCUGAUCAAUGCGGUCUUCUGGAUAUUUAUAGUGUUAUCCUGCGGCUUCUAUGGAUUUCAGCGCGUCUUCCAGUUCUUUUUGAAAUCGUCAAACGUAAAGUACUUCAAGCGCAAACAGUUCGCUCGAUUGAUAUGGAAUAUUGCAUUCUAUGGCGCUUGCUGUCUCUUUCUGCACUUUUACAACGAAUUCAUGAUACUGCCGCAUCUGAUGAAGAACCAGGGUCGUUAUUCGCUCUUCCAUAGCUCCGACAAUCUCAUCUUCUAUCGCUCGCAUCAAUAUGAGAAAUUUCAGUUCUACUCAAUAUUCAUAAUAACGUUCUACCUGCAUGGAGCCAUGCUGGACUUCAAGGAGGCGGACUUUCUGGAAACCGUCUCCAAGGGCCUCUAUCUGUUCGCCCUCAUCGCCAUCGAUGUCUACAGAUACGAAAACUAUUUUGUUGGCCUGAAUCUCACGCUGGGGCUGUACAGCAUUCUAACGGAAUGCCUCUCAUUGUUGGCCUUGCAGAAUUCGAAUCGCAACCGCUUGGUCUAUCAAGUGUUUAUGGGCCUCAAGAUUGCCGCCUGGCUGCAUGUGCACAUCAAUCUGCUGCCCUUCAACUACUUCAUACCCACGCUGUUUGCCAAGAACUUCAAGCUGCCGCUCAAUGUGGCCAUCUGGGUGUGGUAUGGCCUGGCCAUCUGGAACUCGCCGGUGCUGCAGUAUUUCUAUCAUCAGAUCUAUCAUACGGCGCCAUCUGAUUGCUCCGGCGAGGGCUCGGCAGCCAAAUGCAUCCUCAUCAAGGACACCAGCGAGUAUCGCCACUUCAAGACGCUGCAGCGGGCCUAUCUUGAGGUGAAGCUGGCGCAUGAGAAGGCCACAUCGAAUCCUCUGCCAGCCACUGAGUCCGCCUCGGCCAAGACCUAUCAGGCCAUCAAGUGCGUUAUGAUGCUGAAGCGCAAAUUGAAGCGUAUUCGCGAGGGUCGCGGCGCCGAGCCGGAGGAUGAUAGCGAGGAGCUAACCACGAAUUGAUUAGAUUCUGCUCUUGACUGCACACAACCAAAAAAAAAACAACAACCACAACAAGCAAACAAAACUGUUUCUUCUGCUUAUAAAAGACAAAGCCCCAAGGCCCCAAAGGUGCUCGAUGCGCUACAAUUUCCAACUACCUCCCGAGUCUUGAGCACGCAUCCUAAUGCACAUUUAUAUUUAUAUAAACAUACUAUACAUAUAUAAAUACAUACAUACCAAAAGAAAAACAUCACAUCAAAGACACACACACACACACACACACACACACACACAAUUCGACACAUUCGACACAUGUUCUCUUACACUCUUCUAUUUCUCUCUCUCUCUUUCUAUCUCGCUCUCUUAAUAUCUCUCUCUCUCUCUCUCUCUCUGUAGUACCUAGUUAGUUAUUGAAAAUCUCUCACGCCUAGUGAGCUAUGCAGCAAUGCUUAUUUAUGUACUUAGUAUGAAUAUCUAGCAGUAGCUUUUAGACCACCUUAGCUCUACAAAUAGUUCUCUUUUCCGCUGUGACCUAUAAAUCUGUUGUAGUUCAAUUCUAAUAAAGUGAUUAACAAAUUGAAA
This is a messenger RNA of Drosophila mojavensis, 1909 nucleotides long. RefSeq lists its product as uncharacterized. The record is from RefSeq and is a predicted model, not a curated record. Lineage: Eukaryota; Metazoa; Arthropoda; Insecta; Diptera; Drosophilidae. The transcript has 5 exons. The coding region runs from base 209 to 1348 and encodes 379 amino acids.